Molecule: messenger RNA, 270 nt
Organism: Pyricularia pennisetigena
Lineage: Eukaryota; Fungi; Ascomycota; Sordariomycetes; Magnaporthales; Pyriculariaceae
Exons: 1
Coding region: 1-270 (89 amino acids)
Source: RefSeq, a predicted model, not a curated record
AUGAAGAUGAAGGCAACCGUUAUUCAAGACUUGACGCUCAGGCUCCAUGCUGCAACUUUAUCACCACACAAAAACCAUGAAGGGCUAACUUCGGGUAUCAGGCGAAACCCCGAGCAGAUUUCUUGUCGUCCGUCGACCGAAUUAGAGAAGCAGUAUGACGAACUUUUCAGACAGGUGGCAGAGCUAAAAGAAAAGCUUAGACAGACGAAAGUCGCGCUUGUUUUGGAGCAAAAUAACCAGGCGGAGAAGAUGGCAGGAGUAUGCAGCUAG